Dendrobium catenatum is the source of this 339-nucleotide messenger RNA. Its product is annotated as probable prolyl 4-hydroxylase 6. Lineage: Eukaryota; Viridiplantae; Streptophyta; Magnoliopsida; Asparagales; Orchidaceae. Gene Ontology annotation, cellular component: endoplasmic reticulum. The annotation marks the transcript as partial. Gene Ontology annotation, biological process: peptidyl-proline hydroxylation to 4-hydroxy-L-proline. The record is from RefSeq and is a predicted model, not a curated record. Gene Ontology annotation, molecular function: procollagen-proline 4-dioxygenase activity. The transcript has 2 exons.
UGUGCCAGAAAUGGUUAUGCAGUGAAACCUGAAAAAGGUGACGCGCUGCUGUUCUUCAGCCUUCAUCUAGAUGCAACGACGGAUCCUGGAAGCCUGCAUGGAAGUUGCCCUGUAAUAGAAGGCGAGAAGUGGUCUGCAACAAAAUGGAUUCAUGUGAGAUCAUUUGAUAAGCCAAAUAAGCGAGGCCUGGGCGGAGAAUGUGUUGACGAGAAUGAGCUCUGCUCCAAGUGGGCUGCGUUAGGGGAAUGCAGUAAGAAUCCAGUUUAUAUGUUAGGCUCCAAGGACUCCCGAGGCUUCUGCCGGAAGAGUUGUAAUGUAUGUUAAUCAGAUUCAACCUGC